This is a messenger RNA of Daldinia caldariorum, 1561 nucleotides long. RefSeq lists its product as uncharacterized. The record is from RefSeq and is a predicted model, not a curated record. Bases 1 to 1056 code for a protein of 351 amino acids. The transcript is spliced from 5 exons. Lineage: Eukaryota; Fungi; Ascomycota; Sordariomycetes; Xylariales; Hypoxylaceae.
AUGGCGAACCAAUCUGGCACUAUUCCAAUCCUCCCGCUGAACAACACGCAGUUGCACAAUGGGAACAGUAGCCGCCAAACCCCUACUACCCAUUCCAAAAGAGCAGCCGGCUUAGGGGAGGAUGAUUUCUAUACCGAUGAAGACGUCCUCAAUUACUCGCCCCCUGGCUGGCCGUCAGUCGCGUCGCAGCAGAUGUAUUUUGGCAACCAUAGUAGCCACAGGGGCUUCUUCCCCCUGACACACUACAUCCUGACGUCUUACGAGCUCAAGAUCUCCGUUAUCGAAGACGAACUAGACAAGAUGAACUGCGAGGAUAAAGAUGCGGGAGGAAGGCCACUGCUGUCCCUCCCUUUCAACCGCAAGCAAUUCGUCGCCCGUUGCCGCCAGGGGGUUGGCCAUCUGCCGCCACAAUGCUCCGGACCAAACUUGGACGAGCUCGAUCGAGAGACGCAAAAAGACAAUCUUGCAAUGAGCGCGAGGAUCCUGCUAAGAGAAUACCUAAAUCUUCUUCUCCUGCAUCGCGACAUCAAAAAGCUACCGGGCGUGUCUCGGGCUUCACACGAGACUCAUUUCGAAACCGCAUGGAAGCGCCAGAGCUUUAAUGGCGAAGCAUGCGCGUUUCAGCGCUAUAUCGACGAUUUCGUCAGCACGGAGCCAGAUGCGCAUUUCGCGCGGUUCGAGUCUCUAGUUUACUAUAUAAACGAUUGCUGGUUCAUGAAACCACUGAAGCACCUCUGCUACCUCUUCAGCCGCUCUACUCCCCCCUCCUCCAUCCCCCCUGGCGGACCGCACAUAACUUACAGCUUGCGGCCCUUCCGGUUCUUUCUGAAGAUUUUCCUCGCAGUCGGCAGCCUGUUGCUCUCGCUCUUCCCCAUCGCGCUCUUGUUCCUGGAGACCGAUUGGUCGCGCGCGGAGUACUUGACCGUCGUCGCCGUCUUCUCGGCCGUCUUCGCGCUUGUCAUACUCGCCUUCGAACCUCGCACGGUGCCUAUGCUCGUCAGUCUUAACGCGUACUUCGCAGUGCUCUCCACGUUCCUGUCGAACUUGCCCAUGUAAUUUACGAUACGACCUAAAAACGAGGUUGUGCUACGGGAGAUUCAAACACCUUUUCAGUACUAGGAGGUGGUUGCCUGAUGUAUGUGACGAGUGAUCGAGACGAGUGGGAAAAGGGGUUACCCAUUACAGCCAGCAAGGUAAAGUGAAUAUCAUUCUGUUGACGAUCAGAAAGCUUGCUAUCGUGCCCCAUAUAUUUUAGAUCUCAUAGUUCUAAUGGUGUUUGAGGAUAGAUGUUACGGUAUAGUGAACAUAAGGUCGUCUUGAGAUGAACCCUGGCGGUCUCCAUUAAUAGAUUUUAGCUCUUUACUUUCGAUGGUCUAUCUGUCUUAAGUCGUUUUCAACUCUAGUUAGGCACAAUAAAUGACUAUCGAGACCGGUCAUUAUUGUUGAUUAUCCGAAAAAGAUGUCCGCAAAAGAGUAAUCGGCCAUGCACAAUCGUCUAUUCCCUUUCAUUACGAGAUAGAGUUGAGUGUAACUUAUGCUGCCUCAUUAAUGAGACGCAAAC